UGGAGCAUGAAAUUUUUUCUCACCUUUUUCUCGCCUGGGUUGUGCAUGAUUCUUUUAGGUGGGCAAUAGCUUGCACUAUAAAAUUUUUAAAGUCAAACACAGGACCUAAAUAGUAGAAAGCACUUGUUACAUUUUUUUUUUUCCCCAUGGCUCUCCUGACACGAGUUUUUUGCAGUCACUUUUGCUGUGGCGGAAUUUUUUUCGGAAACUGCCCACCCACCCUCCUCAAAACAUAAUGGUCUGUCCCUUAUUAUAAGUUAUUUGAACUAAGGUCAAUGCAAACAGACUGGUUAAUUGUUCUGGUGUUAUGAAAAACUGACUUCCUUAUUCUUUAAUGAAGAUAGUUCCAUUGAAUCUCUUCUUCAAAAACCUUGCAACUCAGGGUAUCUUUUUUAUGAGUUUUUUCAAUGGGUACAGCACCAAAGGGUAUGGUUUUUGAAUGAGUUUAGCCUGACAUGAGGUAUACUAUUUUGACAAAUAUUUUGUUUCCUUUAUGUGGUAACAUCAUUUUAAUAUUGUAUGUCGAACUGUUGCUAUCUAUGAUUUCAGACCACUCUGGCUCACAUUAUAGCCAACUCUGCCAAAGCCAGUAACAAAGCUCGAUUUGUACCGCUGUCAGCGACCACAAGUGGCAUAAGUGAUAUCAAGGAGGUAGUGAAAGUGGCAAGAAAUGAACUACAAAUGUUUAAACGCAAAACAAUUUUGUUUGUGGAUGAGAUACACAGAUUCAAUAAACUUCAACAGGACACCUUUCUUCCACAUGUUGAAAAUGGAACAAUUACAUUGAUAGGAGCAACUACAGAGAACCCGUCUUUCCAGCUUAACAAUGCUCUGUUGAGCCGCUGUAGAGUCAUAGUGCUUGAGAAACUUACAGUGGAUCAUGUUGAGCAAAUCCUGCGAAAUGCCAUGCACAGUAUGGGAGUGUUAGUUGGUAAAGGGGAUUCCCUAGAUAAGAGGCAGAGAAAUCUUGCACCUAAGGACAGUGAUCAUCUUGUUGUCAUUGAAGAGAAAGCUAUUACAACUUUAGCAAACCUGUGUGACGGCGAUGCCAGGAUUGCUCUGAAUGGUCUUCAGCUUGCGAUACAAUCACAAGUAGCUGCAGUGAAACAGAAAACAAAGGGACACGACAAUGAACUUAACGGCCCAUCUUCAUUGCAACAAAAUGGAGAAUGUAACCUACUAGACUUCAGCUCUGCUGAUACUCAAGGAUGUGACGAGAAACAGAUUGUUUGCGUCAAUGUGUCGCAUAUUAAAGAAGGCCUUCAAAAAACACACUUGCUUUACGAUAGAAAUGGUGAAGAACAUUACAACAUUAUUUCUGCACUACACAAGUCAAUAAGAGGGAGUGAUGAGAAUGCUGCUCUGUACUGGCUUGCCAGAAUGCUUGUAGGAGGAGAAGACCCACUCUAUGUAGCUCGUAGGCUGGUGCGAUUUGCCAGUGAGGAUAUUGGCUUGGCAGAUCCACAGGCCUUGAACCAAGCUGUCGCAGCUUACCAAGCUUGCCAUUUUAUCGGAAUGCCAGAGUGUGAUGUGAUCCUCGCCCAAGCUGUAGUCUACCUUGCCAGAGCUCCAAAGUCCAUUGAGAUAUAUAAUGCAUACAGUGAGGCUAAGAAGUAUGUGAGUGGCUGGGAGGGUCCUCAGCCAGCAGUGCCCUUACAUAUCAGGAAUGCUCCAACUAAGCUGAUGAAAAGUUUAGGAUAUGGUGCGGGGUACAAGUACAAUCCUGCAUUUGACGAACCUGUUGAUCAGACGUAUCUGCCUCCAGAAGUACAGGGCGUUGACUUUUUUUCUUGGAGCAGGAACAAGUCCAGUAAAAAAGACUUGUAGAAACUUGCUAUGCUCUUGUCAUAUCAAACAAAAACGUUGUCAUUAAUUAUUCUUAAAUUCACAGUCUUUAGAUCUUUGUAGGACAAGUAUAAACAUGCUAAAGAAAAGGUCCAUUUAUAGAGCAACAAUCAAUAAGAGAGUAAACUUGUGUUUAAUAGUCUUUUCAAUUAAUUGAUAAGAACAUAACAAUAGAGAAGUUAAAAAAAUUAAAUAGUAUUUUAUCAAGUAAUUUUAAGAUAUAAAAGUCUGAAAUGAAUUGCUUGUUAAUUUUGUAAUGAUGUUUUGUUAUCAUAGGGUGCAUUCCUUUGGGAUGAUCUGGAUCAGGAUCAG
Molecule: messenger RNA, 2157 nt
Organism: Orbicella faveolata
Lineage: Eukaryota; Metazoa; Cnidaria; Anthozoa; Scleractinia; Merulinidae
Product: ATPase WRNIP1-like
Biological process (GO): DNA-templated DNA replication; DNA synthesis involved in DNA repair; DNA repair
Cellular component (GO): nucleus
Molecular function (GO): DNA binding; ATP binding; ATP hydrolysis activity
Source: RefSeq, a predicted model, not a curated record